GGAGAUAACGCGUAACAAACAAUUUUAGUAUAAAGUAUUCAUAACACAUGUCGAAAAUCCUUCAAUGAAAUUAAGUUCUUUGAGACAGGUAAGACUAACUGACCCACAUUUAACGAUAGUAACCUCAUUACGUUGGCCCAAAAUUUGAGUAGAGUCAAAUAUUUGCUCAGUUGUCUAAAAUUUGCGAUAAUCUCUUAAGUAGUGCUUAGUAUAAAAAGAGCAGUUAGUUGUUCAGUUAGCAUUAUAAUCACUUGCAUCUAUAAUUAAUUAUCAAUAUGUUUUCCAACAAAUUUCUGAUUAUGAGCUUCGCUCUUUUCGCCGUGAUCAUUGCAGUGUCUGGUGCGGAAAUCAGCGAUCGUCGCUACCGCUGGCCUAACUCUAAUGAACAGGAGGCUGACGAGAAGGAGACCGAUGAAGAUGAUGAGGAAGAUGACGAGGAUACUGCCGAUGGUAAUAGCCAAGAAGAAGAACAACAAGAUGAUGAUGAUAAUGGUGAUGAAAGCCAGGAAGAUGCCGAAAAUGAUGACGACAAUGAGAAUAAUGCUGAAGAAGAGAGCGAGGAGAAUGCUUAAAUCAAACUUCACAAAAUUUCACAAAAUUCCAUUUAAAAUGUUAUCCAUCAUUUAAAGCUGCAUAAGUUACAAAAAAAUAGCAAACUAUAGAGUUAAAGCCGUUAAAAUAUUUUUAAAUACUUGAAAUAAAUA
Drosophila sulfurigaster albostrigata is the source of this 704-nucleotide messenger RNA. RefSeq lists its product as uncharacterized. Bases 276 to 572 code for a protein of 98 amino acids. The record is from RefSeq and is a predicted model, not a curated record. The transcript has 2 exons. NCBI's taxonomy places the organism in Eukaryota, Metazoa, Arthropoda, Insecta, Diptera, Drosophilidae.